Molecule: messenger RNA, 4602 nt
Organism: Labeo rohita (rohu)
Lineage: Eukaryota; Metazoa; Chordata; Actinopteri; Cypriniformes; Cyprinidae
Gene: cntnap3
Product: contactin associated protein family member 3
Exons: 24
Coding region: 27-3935 (1302 amino acids)
Source: RefSeq, a predicted model, not a curated record
UCUCAUUCCAGCAUCAGUCGCGCAUCAUGGAUCUGCGGGGCUCACACACUAUUGGAAUGAUUUUACCGCUGUAUCUCAUCUUUUACUUCAUCACGGGCUCGAUCAGCAAAGAGAGCUGCGAUUCUCCGCUGGUUUCCGCUCUGCCUCAGUCGGCCUUCACGAGUUCAUCAGAGCUGUCCAACAGUCACGGGCCGGGCUUCGCCAAACUCAACCGCAGAGACGGUGCCGGAGGCUGGUCUCCGCUGGACUCUAAUAAGUACCAGUGGCUGGAAAUCAAGCUGGAGCAGCGGACGGAGAUUACAGCCAUCGCCACCCAGGGCCGCUACGGCAGCUCUGAUUGGGUCACGCGCUACCUCCUCAUGUUCAGUGACACGGGCCAUAAUUGGAGGCCGUACCGACAGGAAGACAGCAUCGGGGCUUUCUCUGGGAACUCGAACGCUGACAGUGUGGUGAUGUACAAACUCCAGCAGCCCGUCAUCGCUCAGUACGUCCGAAUACUGCCGCUCGACUGGAAUCCCAACGGCAGGAUCGGACUGAGACUGGAGGCCUACGGCUGCCGAUACAAGUCUGAUGUGGCCAGUUUUGAUGGCAGCACUCACUUGAUCUUCAGGCCGGAUCCCAGCGCCAGUCCAGCAGUCAAAGAUGUGUUAUCCAUGAACUUCAAAACCCUACUGAACUCCGGGAUGCUGGUUCACAUGGAGGACCACAGUGGACACGCGCUCACUCUGGAGCUAUUCAGAGGAAAACUCCUGCUGCAGCUCAGAAAAGGCCGGGGCUCGUCGACUGAUUUCCACCCUCUGGUGUCUCUGGGCAGUCUGCUGGACGACCAGCACUGGCAUCACGUCAGCGUGGAGCGGGUUCGAGGACUCGUCAACUUCACCGUGGACAAAAACACCCAGCAGUUCCAGCUGCCCGAGUCCUGGAGUCACUCUGAGAUUAACGAGAUCAGUUUUGGUGGAACGUCAGCGGCUGGUCUCCAGAAAUCGCACUCCGGAAGAAACUUCCACGGCUGCUUGGAAAACGUGCUUUACAACGAGAUCAGCGUGAUCGAUGAAGCCAAAGAGCAGCAGGUCUCCAUCACAGGGAACGUCAGCUUUACAUGCACCGAAUCCAUAGACGUGCCGGUGACUUUCGCCAGUCCUGGAAGUUUCCUCGCUUUGCCGUGGGUCUCCGCUGGAGAAAGCGUGUCGGCCGGUCUGCAGUUCAGGACGUGGAACAAAGCGGGCCUGCUGAUGACCUUUGACCUGCAGCAUAACGCCGGGACGCUGUGGCUCUAUCUGAGCGAGGCCAGAGCGCGACUGCAGAUCCAUAAAAGCGGCCGGAUCAUGACAGACGUCACCGCAGGUGCCAGUCUAAAUGAUGGUCAGUGGCACUCGCUGGAGCUGGUUGUCCGUCGAGGACGUCUCGCAGUCACCCUGGACAAAAGCGACAGCUCUACAGCGUCCACUUCCUUCCCUGUCGUGCCUGACAGCCAGCUAUUCUUAGGAGGAUGUCCGGACACCGAAGACGGCAGCGGCUGCAGAAACCCGUUCAGUGUUUUCCAAGGAUGCAUGCGUCUCAUCCGGAUGGAUGGCGCUCUAGUGGAUCUCAUCAGAGUGCAGCAGAUGUUGUUUGGGAAUUUUAGCGAUCUACAGAUGGACAUGUGUGGGAUCGUCGACAGAUGCUCCCCGAGUCGUUGCGAACACGGAGGGAGAUGCUCGCAGUCGUGGAGCACGUUUCACUGCAACUGUUCUGCCACGGGCUACAGCGGAGCGACCUGCCACAGCUCUAUUUACGAAGCUUCGUGUGAGGCGUACAAACACAAAGGAAACACGUCUGGCUUUUACUACAUCGACGUGGAUGGAAGCGGUCCCAUCAAACCUCAACUAAUCUACUGCAACAUGUCAGAUAAAGCAUGGAUGGUGAUCCAACAUAAUAACACGGAGCUCACCAAAUUAAAAACGUCCUCUGGGAUAAAUCAGCAUUUAGCCCACUUUAACUAUUCCGCCGACGCGGAGCAGAUCCAGGCGAUAAUUACCCAGGCGGAGUACUGCGAGCAGGAGCUCUCCUACCACUGCAAAAAGUCACGCCUCUUGAACACACCAGACGGUGCCCCGUUCAGCUGGUGGGUGGGCGGGUCGGGCGAGGCGCACAUGUACUGGGGCGGCGCGGUGCCGGGCAGUCAGCAGUGCGCCUGUGGCCUGCAGGAGAACUGCGUGCAUCCCGAACACUUCUGCAACUGUGACGCAGACAGCAAAGAAUGGUCGAAUGACUCGGGGCUGCUGUCCCAUAAAGAGCAUUUGCCGGUGCGAGCGCUGGCUGUGGGUGACAUCAACAGAUCGGGUUCGGAAGCGGCCUACAGAGUGGGCCCCCUGCAGUGUUACGGUGACAAUAACUUCUGGAACGCUGCCUACUUCAACAAGGAGACGUCCUACCUGCACUUUCCCACGUUCCACGGGGAGCUGAGCGCCGAUAUCUCCUUCCUGUUUAAGACCAGCUCUUCAUCAGGAGUGUUUCUGGAAAACCUGGGGAUCAAAGACUUCAUCCGGAUCGAACUGAGCUCGCCGACUCAAGUGCUCUUCUCGUUCGAUGUGGGGAACGGGCCUUUGGAGGUGAAGGUGGAGACGCCGGCGGCUCUGAACGACGAGCGCUGGCAUCACGUGAGAGCCGAGCGCAACGUCAAGGAGGCCUCGCUGUACGUGGACCAUCAUCCCGGCGCCGUUCAGAAAGCUCCCGCUGACGGACACAUUCAUCUGCAGCUCAACAGCCAGUUGUAUGUAGGAGGAACAGCUUCCAGACAGAAGGGCUUCCUGGGCUGCAUUCGCUCGCUCAAGCUGAACGGGAAGACUCUGAAUCUGGAGGAGCGGGCGGAGAUCACGCCCGGAGUGACGCCCGGAUGCCCCGGACACUGCAGCAGCUACGGCGGCCUGUGCCAGAAUCACGGCACCUGUGUGGAGAAUCACAGCGGCUUCACCUGCGACUGCAGCGCCUCGCCCUUCACCGGCACCUUCUGCCAUAAAGACGUUUCAGCCUUCUUCAAACCCGGAACGUCAGUCGCAUACACGUUCAAAGAGCCGUACGAGCUGAACAGGAACGUCAGCGCGCAGUCGUCCUCCAUCUACUCCGAUUUAACGCUGAGAGGAGAGAACGUUUCGCUGAGCUUCAGGACGAGCCAAGCGCCGGCGCUGCUGCUUUAUGUCAACUCAUACUACAGAGAGUUCCUCGCCGUCCUCCUCAACAGAAACGGACAUUUGGACGUCAAGUACAAACUGCAGCACAGCAGAGACGCAGAGGUUUUCCGAGCCAGCGCCAGGAAUCUGGCCAACGGGCAGCUCCACCGCGUGAGCGUCCAGAGACUGGCGGAGACGCUCAGUAUUCAGGUUGAUCAGCAUGCGAAGGAGUAUUUCAAUCUAACAACGGACACAGAAUUCAAUGCCAUCAAAUCAAUUGUCUUGGGAAAAGUGAGCGAAUCAGGUGAAGUGGAUCCAGAAAUCGCCCGUCUGAACGCUCUGGGCUUCACAGGCUGUUUGUCUGUGGUCCAGUUUAACUCCAUCUCUCCGCUGAAGGCGGCUCUGCUGUAUCCAGACACCAGUCCUGUCAUAGUCACCGGACCGCUGACCGAAUCCAGCUGUGGCUCGUCUUUACCGUCCAACCCCUACGCAGCUGAGACCACUCAUUCCCUCACAGAUCAUGUGGGUACAGUAGGUACGGGUGAGCCCAUAGUCAAUGCUAUCAACAGCGACUCGGCUUUGAUCGGAGGUGUCAUUGCCGUCGUGAUAUUUGUGAGUCUGGCCGCGCUGGCUGUGAUGGCUCGAUUCCUGUACCGGCGAAAAGAAACGUUUCAAACCCAAGAGCCCAAAGCGGGAAAAACAGACGACAGUCCCGAAACGCCCUUUAACACGGAUCCAAACUCACAGAGCAUUAUCAGUGACAACCAAAAAGAGUAUUUCAUAUGACGCUCUUUCACCUCGCAUCGGACUAAUCCAGUUAAACCGGCGGACUGAAAUGCCUCGUCGAGUCUAGGGACAUUAACAUUCACGGUGGAUUAUGGGAAACCGUCCGAAAGACUGGGGCUGUAGAAGAGGAGCGUGCGCUCCCUCCGUUUUUGCCCUUUUUGUACAUAAAACAGUUAUUGUCCAGAGAUUUGGCACAAUAGUACGGUUUCUAAGGUGUGUAUAAUGACAUUCAUUGGUUGUAAAUAUUCUUUUGAAAUGAAACUUUGUAACGUCACCUUCUCCUUUUGCCUUCGAACGAUUCAGUGCUCAGUAUUACGUUUAACGGAGUUAAAGAAGCGAUCGUUGUGUAACUAAAUCAAAAUAAAUGUGUGAGUCGGCGAGUGCGAUGUUGUUGUGAAUACAUGCAGUCAUGCAAAAGACUUCAGAUUUUGCGGAAAAGGCUGUACGCUCCGUAUUUAUCACUCUUUGCCCGUGCUUUUCUCAAUGAUUUGCCAUUUGAAACAAAAAAUACAUCCUAUGACAGUUGUUUAUUGUGGACAACUUGUGUCUCUGGUCUUUAUUGUCUCGUAAUAACAUUGCUUUCACUACUCAUUUAUUCACGUAUUUCCAUUCCAUUUUAUAAGCGAAACAUUAAAAAUGGACAAACAGCAUUAAGAAAGUGCAUUCU